Saccostrea echinata is the source of this 2138-nucleotide messenger RNA. Its product is annotated as bifunctional endo-1,4-beta-xylanase XylA-like. Lineage: Eukaryota; Metazoa; Mollusca; Bivalvia; Ostreida; Ostreidae. The coding region runs from base 1 to 1641 and encodes 546 amino acids. Gene Ontology annotation, biological process: homologous chromosome pairing at meiosis; meiotic DNA repair synthesis; regulation of meiotic cell cycle. The transcript has 8 exons. The record is from RefSeq and is a predicted model, not a curated record.
AUGAAUAGAAAGAAUACACCGUUAGUGCCAAUUUUUAACUGCAAGAAAAGAACACGAGAAGCAAUCAUUGCUGAGGAGGGUGAAAAUUACACAUCUCCAUCCGACUUUGUCCAUUCUGACCAUUGUAGGCCGAGUACAGGUGAUUCACAUAUUGAUGCACCUCAAAAUAUCGGCUAUGAUCAUAACAAUCAAAUGGCACCAUAUUCCUACCAGAAAAAUAAAACAUGGGAAAAUGAACAAAACUUUCAGUGCCAGUCUUCUCAGAGUGAAGGGAUGAAGAAUAAUUCAAGGUUUCAAUAUCAGCAUAGUUCAACCCAAAUGAACAGAGGAAGAGAAAGAAACUUCAAUCAGAAUUCCUACAGUCAGACAAGAAAUUCACAGAGAUCAAACAUGGAUUUGAUACCACCUAACCCUCCCAACCCAAAAACAGCUAAAUACACAGCAAGUCAAAGAUCAGCAGGGGCAGGAAAUAGCCAGCAUAACAGACCCCCAGGAGGGGGACAGGGUCCUGAUAACAGAGUGGGGUACAGGGGACAGGGCACUGAUAACAGAGGAGGGUACAGGCAAAAUGCCAGUAACAGUAAAGGGCAUGGUAGAGGCAUCAGUGAUACACAGAAUAAUAUGCAUCCAAAUGCUACAAGCAGCAGUUCAUACCAGAAACAGAGUCAGAAUCAAUGGGAGAAAAGCAAACAGUGGAAUAGUGGAAGCAACCAGGGGAGCAGCAGUAGCAACCAAUGGAACAAUAGAAGCAACCAGUGGAAUAGUGGGAGCAACCAGUUAAACAGCCAGAGGAAUAGUGGUAGCAAACAGAGGAGUAGUGGUAGCAACCAGUGGAAUAGUGGUAGCAAACAGCUGAAUGAUGGGAACAGCCAGUGGAAUAGGUGUAGUGGUAACUUUGACUUUAGGAAUAGAGCAGGUUCAGCAGAAACAGGUUUUCUUAGUGGAAACCAAAGUUGGAGUCAGUCAAAAAUUGUUGGUCAAAGACAGUCUGGGAAUCAGUGGGGUAGAGAUGGUCAAAUGCAACCUGCUGUUGACAUGAGUGGUAGUGCAUGUAAUGUGGAUAGGAGAUAUGCACCAAUUGCUUCCUCAUUUCAGAUUCCUGAUGCCACUGGAGAUGGAGUACCUUUGCACAGUGUAAGCGGUGACUCCUGGCAUAAGAAUGUGUGGACAACGCAGCAGCAGGGGAUUGAAAGAACUCAAAGUACAAAAGCCCCAAACACAGCUGAGACAAAACCAGACCAGAAGCCAGCAUUGGACAGGUCACUAAGAGUCAUUACUACAGAUCUAGCUGGAAUACAGAACUGGGAGCACCUCAGAGGGAUGUUUACUUUUCUGUUUGAGAUAUUUGCCCAAGUGAAUUCUGCAACUGUUAAAGUACCAGAGGUUGAUGCUAAAAGAUUUUCAGUCAAGGAGUAUAAUACAUCUAUGGACUGUAUCUUCUAUGAAAUUGACCACUCUUUACCAAAGCUUACCGGAGGAAAAAUAUACAGAAUUGUUGGGUCCUAUGACAGCCACCAAAAUUUGAUCAAAUGUGUAUCUAUCCGAGAGGCAAACCAGGAGGAGCAUGUGGCUCACCAGAAGAAUGUCGAGGUGUGUGCAGAGUAUAAACUGAAGCUCUCCAGUCUUGUCAGAGAGCAGUAGGCAAAUUCCAGUACAUAUGUUGGUGAAGAACAGCAAACCAUAGGUGUCUGUUCCGAUUCCUAUGAGCAUACAUGAGCAUUGUUAGAGUGCUGAUUAAAAAAGAGUAUAUUGUAAAUACAUACUUGCCAAGAAAAAUCAUUUCACAAGGAGAUGUGAUCAUGAAAUCUGGUCAUCAGCUAUUGUCAUUAGUGAUAUCCAAUUAUUUGUUUUAUUGAAAGAUUUUACAUGGAACUUUUUUUUAAACUAUAAAACAAGAGGUAAUUGUUUUUAAGAGUACUGAUAACCAUUCAGAAUAAAUAUAUAAGUUAUCCUGCUUACUUUUAAAUUAAGUUUUCUGAAUUUUUAUACAUUGUAUUUCAAGCAAGGAUUGAACAUUGUAUAAAAAGAAGCAUAAUGAAACUGUUAUCCAUGAAGCAUCCAUACUUAUAUGAUGGGAUUGCAACAUUUUUUUCUCUUAUCAAUAAUUAGAAUAUUCAUUAAUGGUUCAGUAUUUAAUA